AUGCUCCAGGCACUUCAAAAAGAGAUAGAAAAACUUAAGCAAAGAAACAUUGGUAGAUCCGCAACAUUUUAGACAAAAUUUCGUAGAUUUGCAGCGACGUUUAGUACUAGAAACCAGGGGAAAACUUGACACAGAGCUGGUCACAGAGUCCGAAAGAAAUAAACUUGAUGAACUCGCGACAGUUCAAGAACUGAAGAAGAAGAUCGCUGAGCUUCAGGAACAUUUGAAAUUGGCACUCGAGUCUAAUAAACUGCUUAAAAAAGAACUUGAAGCAAAGCGGCUUCAUUCAGGGUCAACAAGGUAUUAAAGCUGAAAACAUGGCUUAAGUCUUUUCAAUUUAAUGUGUACAGUUUUGCACUCUGUCGCGUCUGUCUUUUCAGUAUUCUUUCGUUAUGGCCACUUGCAGCGUGCAGUUCCUGUUGUUCUAGUAAAAUAUCCUUCCUUUCAGAAAUGCCUUCUUGCUCAGACAGGUAAAAGUGUAGAAACAAAGAGGCAUAGUGCGCGAUGAGGCAGCUAUAUUAAUAUAAUUACUUUUUUUCAAGUAAACCGUACCUUUUCUACCACAUUACAUAAACAUCCUUAUGUAAAAACUUUGACAAAUUACUUUAUAAAUCAAAGGAAAAAAUCCAAAGAGUGUAUUAUGUUUUAAAAAAUAUUCCUAGCUUCCAUCAAAAUAUGGUUUUACGCUAAUUUGACUUACUGAGUUGAAAAAGAAGACAUUGGGAAUGCAAAGAGUAGAGGACAGACAUGAAAUUGCCACAGCCCGAGUAAAACGUUAUCCAGAUGACCAAAGGAUCUAUAGUUAGCCUUGGAAAAGCUCCAUUUCGGUGUCCCCUUUAACAAAAAUUUGUAAUAGUGCAAAGUUUGUUCCAGUUUUGUCAAUUAGAUCAUUAAGAAAUUUUGACAACACCAGAGGGAUUUUCCGAGGCUGUUUUUGAAAUACAUUACCUAGUGAUGAAAAUUCAACUCAACCUUAUUCUAAUACGCUCAUUUCUUUUUUUAUUUUAAGGCACAACAUGGCGGAGUCCCACGCACCAAUCAUCCAGCAGGCUGAACAAGUGAAAGCUUCCCUGCAGGGAGCACGAAACGUCACUCACUGCAACAGUGAACUAAACGUGAACACCGGCGUUCGUGGAGUAGUUCGGGCUGAAUAUGAAGACAAAAAACUGUUAAACGUCAACCACUCAAAUGCGUUGUCCUCAACUGUUAGAAAGAUCCAAGAACCUAUUAAUAGAGUAAGAGUAUAUAUUAAUUUGAUCCCCCUAGUGACGGGUGAAGUUUAAGCGCAGUUUAACAACCCUGCACAUUUCCUGUCUAGCGGACAGACCAGAGUCUUUACACGUGCUUUUAUCCUUAUUUAUCGCCUUUAUAGAUAACUUGGUUGCUCAACUUGUUCUGCCAUCUAGUCAGACGCUGCAAAAUGCGUUUGGUUUCUCCUUCUGUUAACAAUCUUUGGCAUGUUCUUUUAAUUAUGGAGCUAAGGCUCUAUGAAUCGACUAAUCUUCUUCAAGGUGUUCACUGGGUGACCAAUAUGAUCUGAGGCCUGAGCUCUAGAAAUUUGUAAAUGCUUUGUUCUUCACACAUUUAUACCAGUAUUACACUAAGUGUUUUUGCCUACCUCAAUCAUCUAUCUAUUUAUCGACAUGGUUCGUGAUCUAAAAAGACACCUGCUUAGUAUCACGGCUGGCAAGCCAGUGGUUACAGUCACUGUUUUUAUUUUGUGUCACAUUUGUAGUAUUAAUAUCUUCCAGAGCUUAAUACUUGGAGGACACUUGAGACAUUUUAUAGAAACUGGACAAAGCCAGGUACGAAACGCAGGUGACUCACGCAGUUACCUAAUUAAAUGAGUAGUUUUCUUCGAGGCUUACUUCUAAUGAUUGGGUUUAAAACAGUUAAAAACUACAAGCAAUAUCAUUGCCGAAUUCUAUAUUUGGCUUCUUAGUAAUUAUACCUACCGAUUUUUGACCGAAUAUUUUCAGACUGCAGGAUUUUUUCAAGUUAACGAAAUCCGUCCCGAAAGUUUGCUGGCAUUUAUGGUUUCAAGAUAUCUCAGGCCUCUUGUUCAAGCAGCGAUUACACGCUCAGUUGUUUAUAAACCGCUUUACUCUGUCAUUCCGCGUCAUGUUUCUUUACAUGGCCUUGAUCUUUAGGCGACUAUUGUUCGAUUAGGGAAUAACGUUUCGUCCUUUGAGAGGUUUAAGAGGUUUUCCGCCUUUUUGAUAAGAACUAUGGAAGUUCAACACAUUCAUCACCCUUUGCGCGAAGUAACGUAUACAGCGAGUGACCGAUCUCAUGAAAUGUUGGCCAAAAUUCUGAAAUGCGUUUUUGAUUUGAUAGGAUUACUUAGGUGGGGUUGUAAUAAUAAUUAUCGUACGGCAUAAUCCCGUAAUAUUUCGGACUUGUUAGGAUGUCGGCUUUUGAAUGCAUUUUGGUUUGAUCUUCUACGGAAACCAUGCUCGGUAAAAAAUGGCUACUUAAUUAGCGUGCAUUUUUGCAUUGAUUUUUGAUGUUCAUAUAUAUUCGAAUAUAUUUUAUAGAAAACAUGAACAAAAAUAUGCUUUAUUCUCCUUGUUUUGUGGCAAAUCACGUAGGUUUUAAAUGUUGUCCCCGAAGACAGGAUAUAUUUGAGUUUUAAAAGUUUUUAAUUAUAAGAUUUUUAAGACCGUGCAAUGUACAUCCAUACAGUAUCGUACCUGUCUGUUUUCCAGUGCUCAUCAUGAGAUGUAUAACAUAAUCCGUACCCAUUGUAAAAUUGAGUGAACUCUACAUAGUGUCUUUUUAAAGGCACAGAUGAUUAAACGACUUUUCUUACGCGGAAAGCAUGCGCCUUGUACACCGAAAUCGCUAAACGCUAUUGUAACGGCUAAUCUGCCUUAAAAAUUUUCGGGAAUUCGAAAACGUUUUCAAAACCCAAAUAUAUCCUGUCUUUAGAGAUAAAGUUUAAAGCCGACGUGAGUUGCCACUAAAUGAGCAGAAGAAAGCAUAUUUUUGUUCAUGUUUUCUAUAAAAUAUAUUUGAAUUUAUAUGAACAUCAAAAAUCAAUGCGAAAAAUGCAUGCUAAUUAAAUGGCCAUUUUUUACCGAGUAUGGUUUCCAUAGACGAUCAACUUGAAAUGCAUUCAAAAACCGACAUCCUAACAAAGCCGAAAUAUUAUUGGAUCAUGCCGUACGAUAAUUAGUAUUACAACCCCACCUAAGUAAUCCUUUCAAAUCAAAAACGCAUUUCAGAAUUUUGGCCAACAUUUCAUGAGAUCGGUCGCUCACUGUAUGUUAAAUGGGAUGGUAAUUCAAGUAAGAUGGGCUAUACUUCGGGGGAUUAAGUGCUCAUCAGUGCCUACUUAAGCUAAAAUGUAAAUCUUAUAUGUUGGUUUGUCUAGUGUUUCAAAAGCAAACUCAAAGCUACACGUUUAUCAGUCAGAUACUUUUGCCAGGUCACUAAUUCGCCGCUUUCGACGCAUUGCUAACGCAUUUCGCCCACAGCAUCUAUUGCGCUACAGCACCGUCUAUAAUCUCCCCUAUUUUGCAUCAUUUUAGGGCUCCACAUCAGUGUAA
This is a messenger RNA of Spirometra erinaceieuropaei, 3551 nucleotides long. Lineage: Eukaryota; Metazoa; Platyhelminthes; Cestoda; Diphyllobothriidea; Diphyllobothriidae. The record is from the annotation of a GenBank genome assembly.